Molecule: messenger RNA, 255 nt
Organism: Aspergillus aculeatinus CBS 121060
Lineage: Eukaryota; Fungi; Ascomycota; Eurotiomycetes; Eurotiales; Aspergillaceae
Exons: 3
Coding region: 1-255 (84 amino acids)
Source: RefSeq, a predicted model, not a curated record
AUGCAACCGCAAACUCGGCUGCACACUUCGCGCAACCAGCGGGGCGUGCUCGCGCGUCUGCGAUCUCAGAACCCGCCUCGUCGCUUCGGCGGCGGGGGAGACCUAAUGUUCGCGCUGCCGCAUGCACAAGCGCGGAGCCAGUAUGUGCACGCCCGCGAGUCGCUCGAGGACGUGAUCGUGAUCGUCGCUUUAGGGCAGACCGUAGCCGCGGGCGAGGUAGACGAAGCGGAGUGUCUAUCUCACGUCUACAUCUAA